This is a messenger RNA of Naegleria fowleri, 1839 nucleotides long. RefSeq lists its product as uncharacterized. The record is from RefSeq and is a predicted model, not a curated record. The transcript is spliced from 3 exons. Gene Ontology annotation, biological process: steroid biosynthetic process. NCBI's taxonomy places the organism in Eukaryota, Heterolobosea, Eutetramitea, Acrasida, Naegleriidae. Gene Ontology annotation, molecular function: 3-beta-hydroxy-Delta5-steroid dehydrogenase (NAD+) activity. Bases 1 to 1839 code for a protein of 612 amino acids.
AUGCAAACUCGAUCUGUGGAUCCUUAUUUCACUCCCACAAGCCCAAGCACAGGACAAUGCGCAGAUUUCUGCUAUCCUCUCAUCCCCAGUGAGACCAAAGUCGUCAUUUUAGGAAUUAACUCUUUCAUUAAUCGUCAUUUGGCGUUCCAAUUGUUGUGUAAGGGUUACCAGGUGGUAGGAACCGUUUCAGUGGUUGUGAAAAAAUCAGUGGGAGAUUCCAUGAAAGAACAAGAAAAAGAUCCAUCCAUAUUGAGAAAAACACAAGCCAUCUCUUCUCUCAUGCCUUAUUUAUCGUAUUGGAAAGAAUUAUUCCCAGAACCACAAUUGAAAAUUGUUGAAUUGAAUGCACCUCUUCAUGUGGUCGAUCCAUCCAUCUUGAGACAAGUUUGUGAAGGAGCUUUUUGUGUCUAUCACUCGACCACCAUUCCAAGUGUCACACCAACGAUUCAACAAGAACCUCAAACGGAAGAACAAGCAGAAGAAAUGUUUUAUAAACCUGCAGUGGAAGGAACAAAGAAAGUGUUGGAAGUGUGUGAAGGGUGUGGAGUGAAUCGAGUGAUUAUUACGAGUGGAGUGGCAACAGUGUUUAAUCCGUAUAAUCCUCCAAGAAGUGGAAUUGUUUCUGAAUGUGAUUGGAAUCAAUCCAGUAAAUUAUCAGAACCAUUGGGGGCUUUUCGAAUUUCAAAAGUGAAGGCAGAACGUUUCGCAUGGGAAUUUUGUCGAUAUUUGACUUCGGAUCAUAAAAUUCAACUCGUGACCAUUCUACCGACAUUUGUCAUUGGUCCACUUCUUCCUAUUCAUGCAUUCAAAGAUGAAAAAGAGAGGGAUGUGACUUGUUCACCUUCCUCCACGAUGGGUGGAAUUCCAAUUUUAAGUGUCUUGAAACAAGCAGCCUUAGAACACGAUGAAGAAUUUCUAAAUAAGGAAAAAGAGGCCAUGUUUGAGAAUAUUCUCUCGAACAUGUUAACAGAAUUAACUCAAACACACGAGUCAGUGGAAAGAGUAAGAAGGGCUUUCCUCUCAGGAUCCAUUCAAGAAAUCUAUCGAUUGUUAAUCUUGCAUGAAGAGACACCUUCCAUUUUCAAUUCCUUAAAUGUUGGAUUUGUGGAUGUGAGAGAUGUUGCUCGUUGUCAUCUUCUCGCUCUCGAAACGAAACAAGCAAAAGGAAAUCGAUUCAUUUGUUGCAAUGCAACACUUCCUUUCAUUGACACACUUCAGAAAAUAGCCACAGAAAUGAUUGAAACCUUUCACUUGCGACAUGUGAAUUCGAAUUUGAAUGUGGAAUUUGAACCCUCUGUGGAAAACAUUACACCCAUGAAAAAGAUUGAUGGAUCUAAGGCUGAGAAGAUUCUUGGAUUGAAAUACACACCACUGGAUCAGACCAUUCGAGAGAUGAUUCAGUCGUUCAUUGAUUGGAAAUUGGUGACAGUGUCGAGAAGAGGUUCAGAAUGUGUGGUUGAAAAAGAAGCUUUUUCCUCCUCCACUGAAGAACAAAAGAUGGAACCAAUGGGACCAAGUAUUAGUAGUAGUAGUAGUAGUAGUGCUGCUAGUGUUGGUGGUUUGGAAACUCUCGAGUUGAAUAAGCAGAAACAGUUGGCCACUACCACUACUGCAACACCUCCUCCUUCUCCACAAACCAAUGUGGUGGCAACCACAACCUCAGAGAUUUCAAGUGCUUCUCCUCUUCCAACAGAACAAGAUCAGAAUGAUCAUAUCAUUGCAGCUCAGGAAGAGAAAGCUCCUCAAGAAGGAAUCUCUCAAGAGUCAACUCCUUCCAAAUCCUCGUUGGAGGAACAAAAAGAAAAAUUUACAGUGAUUGCAGAAACUCUUUAUCCUUGA